AUGGUCAGUCUUAAGUUAGACAUGAGCAAGGCUUUUGACAGGGUUAAUUGGGACCUUGUGAGAGGCAUUCUAGUCACUCCUCAAAGAGGCCUAAGGCAAGGGGAUCCCCUCUCCCCUUACCUCUUCAUUUUAGUUGUGGAAGGUCUAAGUGCCCUUAUUCACAAAGAAGUCCAAGCUGGUGGGCUGCACGGAAUUGUCAUUGCUAGAAAUGCUCCGACCCUAACCCAUAUGUUCUUCGCAGAUGAUUGUCUUGUGUUUUGCAGGGAUAAUUCUCUUGAGAUCAACACUCUUAAAGCCACGCUGGAGGAGUUCACUACGGCUUCUGGGCAGACUAUAAACUUCAAUAAAUCAGCGCUCCAAUUCAGCAGAAACGUUGAUCCCCUUACUAGGGAGGUUGUCUGUGAAACUAUUGGCAUCAGUGAAGGUAGCCACAGGGGUAGCUAUCUCGGCCUUCCUUCCCUUAUUGGCAGGCGUAAGACUGAAAUCUUGGGCUUCAUAAAAGCAAAGAUUCUUGGGAGAAUCCGCAAAACCUUGUGUAAUAGCAUUGAAGUUGCGCUGAAUGAUUUCUGGUGGAGAGGGCAAGGUUCAAGGGGUAAAGGAAUCAAAUGGAAACGUUGGAAGGAUCUAUGUUACCCCAAGUCUGCAGGGGGUAUGGGCUUCAGGAGGAUAGGUGAGUUUAACCUGGCGCUCCUAGGCAAACAGGCCUGGAGGUUUAUUGCUCACCUUGAUUCCUUACUCACAAGAGUUUUCAAGUCUAAAUAUUUCAAGAGCUGUUCCUUUUUCGAUGCUAGUUUGGGGAGCAAUCCAUCAUUUGUCUGGCGUAGUAUUCUUGCAUCCCAGAAAGUGAUCAAUGACAACUGCAGUUGGAGAGUGGGCAACGGCACAUCUAUCAAUAUAUGGAAGGACCCCUGGUUGGUCGAAGCCCCCCAUCCCUUCAUCCAAACAGUUAUGCCCAUCCACCUAAGUGAUGGCACAGUCUCAGGCCUCAUGCACCUCGAAAAUUCGGGUUGGGAUGUAGACAUAUUGAACGACAUUUUCGAUGAAGAGGACAUUGAUAAUAUUCUUAGCAUCCCUCUGCCAAUGUCGAACCAUGAAGAUAUAAUCAUCUGGACAAAAGAGGAGAAAGCCUUUCAAAUGGACAAAGAUCAGGAACCUCUCUAUUCCCCCGAAGGUCAAGAUGUUUACAUGGCAAGCCUGCAGNCAUUUGAUGAUAUCUACAUGGGCACCAACUUGGACAUCACAACCUGGCUCGAGAGAAAUAUGGAAAAGCUGUCCACGGAUUGUUUUGGUCUCCUCCUCACUUCAUGCUGGAUGAUUUGGCAAGAAAGGAACAACAAAGUUUGGAACAACGGCCCGUCUUUACCUCCCAGAAUUCUUGAUCAUGCUGCUUCAUUUCUUAGCACCUGGAGGUCCCUUCAAUCGUCUACCCAUGCUCCCACUGCUGCCACCUCCACAACCACUUGGCAGCCCCCACCUACUGGUUAUUUAAAAGUGAAUGUUGAUGCUGCUAAUGAUGCCAACUCCAAAUCCACUGGGGUGGCCUGUCUAGUUCGAGACAAUGAAGGAUCCUUCCAUGCAGCGCUCCAGCUUAAGUUCAGAGGUUAUCACAAUGCAAAGAUUGCUGAAGCCAUCGCGAUCCGUGAAGCUCUAUCAUGGCUCAAGUCAAGAUGCAUGGACAAUAUCCAGAUCGAAUCAGAUGCUCUGUUAGUGGUCGAAGGUAUCAAGAAUUCCAAUGGUUGCACCUAUCUCGACCUUAUCCUGUCCGACAUUAGAUGCCUAGCUUUAAACUUUCAUAGUUUGUGCUUUGUAUUUGCCAAACGGUCCGCGAAUAAAGCAGCUCACCUACUCGCUAGGGAUGCUUUACUCAUUGCCGACCGUAAGGAGUGGGGAGUAUCCCCUCCUUCUUUUCUAUUUGAUGUGGAUCUUUUAUAUUAA
Messenger RNA from Ipomoea triloba (trilobed morning glory), 1935 nucleotides. RefSeq lists its product as uncharacterized. The transcript has 3 exons. NCBI's taxonomy places the organism in Eukaryota, Viridiplantae, Streptophyta, Magnoliopsida, Solanales, Convolvulaceae. The record is from RefSeq and is a predicted model, not a curated record. Gene Ontology annotation, molecular function: RNA-DNA hybrid ribonuclease activity; nucleic acid binding. The coding region runs from base 1 to 1935 and encodes 644 amino acids.